AGACAAGUUACAUAAUAUUCUUAGUGCUGCGAUUAAACAAAAUCAGUCAUUUAAAGAGCGAAACGAAAAGAUCCUCGUGACAUCAAGAAAGUCUUGGAUAAAGCCUCACGCUAACACCUGUCAACCCUGAUAAGCACAACAUGAAAGCCAUCGAUAAGAUGCCCCAGACACUGAAAGACGAAUCCCUUGCAGCUAAGACCACCUUAUUUGCAGGGGAUCUAAACAAAGGACAGCCUGGUCACAUUUCUUUUUAUGUUGACUUAGGUCCUUCCUCUGGCAAUAUCACAAAGCUACCAACUGGGGUUUACAGGGCUAAACAUCAGAGCAUUAAACACAAUCAGGAAUCCAACAAUGAGAAGACCAGAAUCAUCCAAAAGCCAAAGACCUACAUUAUUGAAACUGCUAGUGUAGCUCGGUCUAGUGAUCACUCUGCAAAUGGAACAAAGCCACUGCCUAUAAUUUCCGGUGCUAAACCUCAGAAUACUGAACACCUUCACGUUUCCAACAUUGUCAAGACCAGAAUCAUCCAUAAACCAAAGACCUACAUUCUUGCAAAUGGCAGUGUAGCUGUGGCUAGUGAUCACUCUGCAAAUGGAAGAAAGCCACUGCCUAUAAUUUCCAAUGCCAAACCUGAGAACAUUGAACAUCUUUAGGAUUCCAACAAUGAGGAGACAAUGAGGAGACCAGAACCAUCCAAAAGACCUCAAUUGCAACUUCCAUCCCUAAGCCCCAGCAGAACUUUACAGCCCAAAAGUGACAGACAAAAUCUGUGGUCAUACUGUUUCCCACCUAAUUCCAAACGCCUGAGAGCACCUGAGCUGCAAGGGAUUCAAACAAAAGAGGGAUUGGUCCUAGUGUUCACUCGGCAAAUGGAACAAAGCCACUGCCUUUAAUUUCCAGUGCUAAACCUGAGAAUACUGAACACCUUCAGAAUUCCAACAAUUAGGAGACCAGAAUAAUGCUGCGUUCAAUUAUACCUCGGAACUUGAACCCCAGAAGUCGGGGUGGUGAUUUUUUCCGAUCUCAUUUCCCCUCGGAGGGGCGUUCCAGUUGCAAUUUCGGACUCGGAGGUCAUAAUUCUGAGUUCUGAGAUUAUAUUGGAACUAUAAACCCUGAGUUCUGAGCUCCGAGUUCCGAGGUAUAAUGGAGCGCUGCAAAAUCCACUAGCUAGCGACUGACCUCUCACCCAUUUCCAAAGCAGCUGAGACCACCACGGCUGCCUCCUCUGCAGCUGCAAAGGCGAGCUUCAACAAUCUGCAAAUGCCUGCUGACAAUCACAUUAAUACCACAAAGCCACUGCUCAAAACUACACCUCCCAAUCACCUCCAGUUUUCCAACAAUGAGGAGACCUGGACCAUCCAAAAGCCAAAGACCUUGAUUGCAACUGCCAUCCAGAUUAAAUGACAGAAUUAGUUUACUUUGUAACUUUGAGCUAGCAAGGAAAUUUACAAUAUAGUAAAACAAAGACUUAAAUAAGUACAUAAAAAUGAAAUGUAACCCAUUAUUUCUCCCUCUGUGACAGGCAUGUGCACCUAUCCAAUCCCUAUAGCUCUUCUCUCUGUAUCCACUAGAUGUCAGUAAAGGUAAGGGUUAAAAUUGUCAGUGUCCACUUACUCCAUUGCCCCAUUUUUAAUAGACAGUCCAUUUAGGCUGGUACCCAGCCGGAUUCUGGGAGCUCAUUUCAUUUGCUCUACCAGAAAAUUGUCCGGUUCCCUUCCAUUGGGAAGUCAUUUCCUCCCGCAGAAACAAAUCACAACCGAUUAUCCGUCAGUGGGCGGGGCUUCUACCAUGACAAGGAGAGAAGCUAUUUUUUUUAAACAACCAAGGCUGCCGAGCAUUUGACUAAUAGGAGUCCUGUGGUCAAUUAAAUUGAUUGGACAUUGUUUAGAAAAGGUAUUAGUGGAGACAAUCUGUGAGUGUUUGAGAGGAUCUGCCAGGAAGGAUGAGAAACCACUCAAAUCCAGGUGUACCAAGCUUGUAGAGGUUUGAGGCUAAAAUGAUUUUCAAAAUAUAUGUCUGAAUACUACCUGAAGCCACUGUAUGUAACGAGCCAGUCCAAACACAACCAUGUGUGUGGUUGGACCCCGUCUGUGUGCUGGUAAGCCUCAGUUUCAUUCAGCUGGCUACCCCAUGUUUAAUUCAACUGUUUCGUUUUUAUUUUUUCUUCAUAAUAGUUUUGUUUGGGCUGAAAGUACACUAAGGCUUUUCCAGUUUUUGUUGAAAUAUAAGGCUUUUAAGUACCUCAAUAACCCUAGUUGUUACAAAAGUAAGUGGUAAACUGCCCAAGGUUAUAAAAUAAAGAUAUUAGAAUAUAGAAUAGGUUACCAAAACUGAAUUAUUAUACAUUUUUUAGAAAAUAUGCAUCAAGAAAUGGCAGAUUUGUAGGGCCACAACACGAUAAGAGAUUACAACGUGGUUGGUUGUACACUUCCAUUACGGGCACCUUCAUGGCCAGACCCUUCUCCAAACCUCCUAUCAAACAUUUCCUGGUGAAAGUGCUGUUUAAAUGCUGAUUGGCUGAAAACCAGAGCAUACCAAAGGACAGUUUGUGAUGUCACUGCAUUCCAGCCAAUCAGUGCAUAAAAAGCUUAACGGACUGCCACAGGCUGUCAGUAGGCUGGAAGCGAAUCAAAGGCAUCAUCAUCAUCACUAAAGGCAGCCUCGCUGGACAGGAUCAAAAGCUUUGGGGUGUGAUGUCACUCCAUUAAAGCUUUAGAUAAGGGAACCUAAAGCAUCCUAAUGACAAACAGGCCGGCUUCCAAGGAUUUGUAGUAUUGUGUAUCGAGAGUCAACCCUAACCUCAACAUGGAAAGCAGCUCAGAAGUUGUGCGCCUGGACAAGGCCAUUGCGGCAAAGAAGCGACUUUGCAAGCAGCUUGAGGAACUUAUUGAAAAAGAAAAGAGCAUCACUGAAGAGUCCCUCAGGAAGGCUGAGAAGAAAGCUUCGGAUGCCAAUGGGCUUUUUGAAAAAGAGAGGGCGUGCAGAGAGGAGAAGUUAACUGUCAUUGAGCAGUUAACUGAUGAAAUAGGGAGCCUUGAAAGUGGAAUCAUAGAGAGAGAGGAAGAGCUAAGCAAAUAUAAAAGAUUCAAAGAGAUUUUGUUCAAGUUAAAAUCUAUAAAGCAGGAGGACGAAGCAAAAACAUCCGUGUUGCCUCAAGUCCCCAACGAGGAGGAGCAGAAGCUAAAGGUCUCUGAUUUCAAACAGCUAUUGGAUCUAAUGACAAAUCUGACAGAGCAGAAUAUUUCCAUAGUCUGUCUCUGCGACAGAGGGAAGGAGACGUUGGAAAAAAUCCAGCCUACUUCAAAGAUGUGGUUGGAGAAAAUUCAAGACUUGGAAAAUGAAGAUGAAGAGUUGAUCAAAAUGGAGGAUCAGAUCAAUAAGAAAAAGAAGAUGGUGGUUAAGCUCAAACAGAGUGUCCAGCUCUAUGACUCUUUAAAAACAGUGGAUGAGAAACUUGUGUUAGACGCUCUCAGCAAGAAGGUGAAAAAAGUGUAUCGGUUCUGCACGGUGAGGAAAAUUACUACGAAAGACAAAUUAGUCAGCACCACCGACAUGCUGACUGCUGUCGAGCACUGUGUUUAUGCACUGCUCAACCAAAUGAUGAAAAUCCCCGAAAACAACUUCAAGAAACUGAAAAAGGUCAUCUUUACUGAGAAGCAGAAAGAGCGCCACAUUCAAAGUAUGCGUAAAACGAUGGAGGACGAAACUGAAAAGAAGAUGAAGUACAUAAAGAGAGCUAUGUCUGACAUCAAGAAAAGAGAAGGAAAAAGGCUCAUGCCAAGAUCCAUCAUCAGUAAGAAUCAAAAUCGCAAGAGAAAAACCGCCGAUGAGAGGCCCCCGACACCGGAGGAGAUAGUCUGGGACGAACAGCUGGUAGCAGAGAAGGAUAGGCCUGCUGUCAUGACUCUGUGGGAGGAUUGGAGGUUGGACAAAGAUAAAAGGGAGGCUGCACUGAAGAAGCAGCGCAGGGAAAAUGAGAAGAGGGCCACAAUGCAUCAGUCUGAACCUGUCCACGGAAAGCCAAGGUGCAAAGAGACGGAGAGGGACACACAAAGUCUGAGGCCAACCUGCCCCCCACCCAUUUCCAAACCAGUUAAGACCACAACUGCUGUUUCCUCUGCAGCUGCAAAGGCGAGCUGCAACAAUCUGCAAAGGCCCGCUGUCAGCCACAGGCCUGGGCAUCCUCUCUCUACCACUAAGUCCCUGCCCAUAAUUCCUAGUGCUGCAUCUCAAAAUAAGUUCAGGAUUCCAACGAAGAUGAGACCAGGAUCAUUUACUGGCCAACGACCUGCCUCUCACCCGUUUCUAAACCACCUGAUCACCUUAGCUGCAAGGAAUUCAAACCGAUUGUUUGAUUCCGGUGUACAGGUUUGGUCAAAUUAGAUGACAGAAAUACAGUAUGUUUGCAUGCUUAACAAUAGCUUUACCUUGGUAACUUAGCAAGGACAUUUACAAACAUAAUAAUAAUUACAUUACCUCUUUGCUAACGGGUGAUGACGUGAAAGUGGUCUCUUUUCUCCAGGUAUUGUUUAAUAAAGGGAUCUGAAAACCAAA
This is a messenger RNA of Scophthalmus maximus (turbot), 4554 nucleotides long. RefSeq names its product coiled-coil domain-containing protein 38-like. The transcript has a single exon. Bases 2806 to 4383 code for a protein of 525 amino acids. Lineage: Eukaryota; Metazoa; Chordata; Actinopteri; Pleuronectiformes; Scophthalmidae. The record is from RefSeq and is a predicted model, not a curated record.